Molecule: messenger RNA, 3006 nt
Organism: Hypoxylon trugodes
Lineage: Eukaryota; Fungi; Ascomycota; Sordariomycetes; Xylariales; Hypoxylaceae
Product: Pkinase-domain-containing protein
Exons: 4
Coding region: 1-3006 (1001 amino acids)
Biological process (GO): protein phosphorylation; intracellular signal transduction; regulation of MAPK cascade
Cellular component (GO): cytoplasm
Molecular function (GO): protein serine/threonine kinase activity; ATP binding
Source: RefSeq, a predicted model, not a curated record
AUGGACAGCCACAGUACUAACGGUAAUAAUGUUGAUAGCAAUAGCAGCCCGCAGGUGCAGCAGCAGCAGCAGCAGCAGCAGCAGCAACAGCAACAGCAACGGCGUAACAGAUUAACUAAGAAGCCUCCUCCUUCCUCUCAACACCAUCAUCACGGCCAUAGCUUCUCCCUCACCGCUGAUGGUCGCUUUGACGCCCAAUCCCUCAAGAGCAAACGGAGCUCCACGAGUUUGAGGCGUGCUCCAAGCGCUCCCCACAGAACGCCCGCAACUACUACAACGCCUAACAGUGCUAACGCUUUUAACACUGCUGCUAAUAACGUGGGCAUUAACAACGCGUUAAACUCCUCCGCAUCGCCCCGUCAUCCGCCAACUCCCACUACUACCACUACUACUACCACUACCAUUACUACCACUACCUUCUCUACCAACAGCGGCGGCAGCAAUAAUCACCAUCACAACAAUCCCUACAGCAGUUAUUCCGCUCGCUCUCCGCCCACACUGUCUCCCGGCCAAUUUUUACCCUCUACCUUUUCUUCGACUCCUUACCAUCAGGUAGCCUCGUCUUCGCCCUUGCCCUCGCCUUCGCCUUCGUCCCCGUUUCCGCCCCCCAACAACCCAUUAUUCCCCCCCGCCGCUGCUGACGGAGCCGGAAUUGGAUCUGGGGUCGGCAUUGGCAUAGGCAUUGGCAUUGGUGCUAGCACUGGAUCCUCGAAAUCGGGAACCCAACGUUUAUCCGAUUCCCAUCUUCGCCAUCCACUCUCUUCCCAGACACCCGAAGAGUUUGUAGGUGCGCCUUUUGACGGCAAUUUCAUCCUGAAUCAUUUCGAGGCCACCAAGUCGCCCACCUAUCAAUACUCUUCCUCCCAAGCACGCCCAGCACAACCCUCGCCGACGACUUCGAGUCCUGACCCGCGUGUGAUGAGUCCUCCUUUACGACAAUCAGCUAGCUUCUCCGCUCUCGACGCCAACAUGUCGGAGAAGUCCCACGGCGCGCGCGUCAACGAGAAUCAUGUCCUACCCCCGAAACGAUACUCAGACGAGGGCAAAGAACUCAAAGGCCCCGGCGUCUUAAGAAAAAAGUCGGGCUUCUCCGGCCUCAUGAGCACAUUAGUGGGGUCGCCCAAAAAACCUGUUAUCUCGGCACCAGAAAAUCCCGUUCACGUCACCCACGUCGGCUACGAUAGUUCUACCGGCCAGUUCACGGGCUUGCCCAAAGAAUGGCAACGUCUAAUCAACGAGAGUGGUAUUCCAGAGAAUGCUCAGAGGGAAAACCCCCAGAUGAUUGCAAAUCUCGUCACUUUCUACAAAGAGACCACAGAGAAGCCGCAUGAGGAUCAGGUCCUGGAGAAAUUCCACGAUGUGAGAGCUCCUGAAUUGCGCACCCCCUCUGGUGGAAUGGCAACAUCCCCCGGCAUGUAUGCAUCAAACUAUGCGGGUAUGUCACCUAUGAUCAGUCCACCAGCAAGUCCGAGAUUUCCAAUCGUGAAUAAUGAAGGCACCUUCGAGAACCCCCGCGCCCCCCCUCCGGUACCCAUACCUGGGAAGAGUCCGACGACGCUGCACUCUGUCAAGGACCACUCCAACUUGCAGCCUAGCCGACCCGCGCCGAAACCCCCCGUCUCUCUACAGACCCGAGCCGCGCAACAAUUGCCCUAUCCCACCAAGGAUUCGGGCAUCGGUAUGACGCAAGCCGGUGAGGAUAUGCACUCGGCAGGUCCUCACGCCCCCCCGCCGAAGGACAAUGUUCCAAUGCUCCCCGAAGAGCAUCGGUCGAGAUCGAACUCGCGCGUUAACGGGUCCCAACCCCAUACGCCUGUCGGCCAACCUUCGCCUGCAGUCCAGGCUGCAUACCAACAGCAAUUAAUGCAGCAUCAACAAGAGCAAGCCAUGGCGCAAGCUCAGGCUGCUAUGAAGGGUCAACUCGGUAGAUCUGCGAGUACUAAGCAGCCUCCCACCCAGCCGAUACCCUCGAGCUCGCAACAGCAGCAUCAAAUGGGUCGCGCACCAGAAGCUAAUGGCGCAGGCAGUGCGGCUCAUCCGGGACGUGCAGGACCUCCAGCACAACAGCCACGUCCCCGUAAUCGACCACGACAGAGUACUAGCAUAGAUGUAGCAGCGGCCCUGAAGCGUAUCUGUUCUGAAGGCGACCCUCGUGAGAUCUAUCGUGGUUUCACAAAGAUCGGACAGGGUGCAUCCGGAGGCGUCUAUACCGGUUACGAGCGAGGAAUAAACCGACUAGUAGCUAUCAAACAGAUGAACCUCGAGCAACAGCCGAAGAAGGACCUAAUCAUCAACGAAAUUUUGGUCAUGAAGGAAAGCUCACAUCCGAACAUCGUCAACUUCAUAGAUAGCUAUCUAUGCGGUGGUGAGCUAUGGGUGAUAAUGGAAUAUAUGGAAGGUGGUAGUUUGACCGAUGUUGUCACUUUUAAUAUAAUGACGGAAGGACAAAUCGCCUCAGUCUGUAGAGAGACCCUAAAAGGCCUUCAACAUCUACACUCUAAAGGAGUUAUUCACAGAGACAUCAAGUCGGACAAUAUUUUACUGUCCUUGGAUGGUAAUAUCAAGCUCACCGACUUCGGUUUCUGCGCGCAAAUUAACGAGGCACAUAAUAAGCGGACUACAAUGGUCGGUACGCCGUACUGGAUGGCACCUGAAGUUGUUACAAGGAAAGAAUAUGGGAGAAAAGUCGAUAUUUGGUCACUGGGUAUCAUGGCCAUUGAAAUGAUCGAAGGGGAGCCGCCAUAUCUUACGGAGUCACCACUCCGCGCUUUAUGGUUAAUUGCUACCAACGGGACGCCGCAAAUCAAGGAAGAACAUAACUUAUCUGCGGUAUUCCGAGAUUUCUUGUACUUCGCCUUGAAAGUUGACCCAGAGAAAAGGGCGAGCGCGCAUGAUCUACUUCGACACGAGUUUAUGAAGACAUGUGUCGACCUAUCAUCCCUAUCCCCGCUCGUUCGGGCGGCUAGGGAGGCUCGAUUGGAGGAAAAGGCCAACAAAGGUCAAUAA